GCAUAUUUUUAUAAUCUAUGUGAUGAGCGGCGCGAAGGUGGAUGCUUUCGCGGUCGGUCUUUCGCUUCGCCUUCGAUGCCGUGUUCGUACUCGCAGUCACGGAUGAUAUUCCAACGAAUUCUACAUGAAUAGCGAUUAUUUAUAAAUUUCAAGUCAUAAGUGUUAUGUUAUCUAUUCUGCAAGUAGAUUUGAAGACUGAUUUUAAAGUGUUUGUGCUGUGGAUUUGAAUUGGGUACGAUUGGCUACGGUCCCGCAUCCAAAGUGAAAUAUUUUGUGUGUGCCGACGAUUUAUGUGUAUAACCCGGCUAAAAAACCAUUUCUGGACCUAUAAAAGAAGAUAGUUGAGCGUGGCGGCGAGGUAGAGGUUGGUCGCGAUGACGACCGACAUAUCGGUGUCCCGCUGGGACCCGUCCAUCGGCCAUGGUCAGGAGAUCAUCGACGAGUUCGAGUACGAUGGCGGCAAUUCGUCGUCGAGGCUAUUCGAACGAUCGCGCAUUAAGGCGUUAGCAGACGAACGAGAAAGUGUGCAGAAGAAAACUUUUCAAAAAUGGGUGAACUCUCAUUUGGUGCGCGUCGGGUGCCGUAUCAGCGACCUCUAUGUCGACAUGAGGGAUGGCAAGCAACUCAUCAAAUUGCUCGAAGUGCUCUCCGGAGAAAGAUUGCCACGCCCAACAAAAGGAAAGAUGCGUAUCCAUUGCUUGGAGAAUGUGGAUAAGGCGUUGCAGUUCUUGCGCGAACAACGAGUGCAUUUGGAGAACAUGGGAUCCCACGACAUCGUCGACGGAAACCCGAGGCUCAGUCUCGGUCUUAUUUGGACCAUCAUUUUGCGCUUCCAGAUCCAAGACAUCACAAUCGAGGAAACAGACAACAAGGAGACAAAGUCAGCCAAGGACGCUUUACUCCUCUGGUGUCAAAUGAAGACAGCUGGCUACAACAAUGUUAACGUCCGAAACUUUACGACCUCAUGGCGUGACGGGCUCGCGUUCAACGCGAUCAUACACAAGCACAGACCCGACCUUAUUCAGUUUGACAAACUGCACAGAAGCAAUCCCAUGCACAACUUGAACAAUGCUUUCAAUGUCGCCGAAGAGAAACUUGGACUCACCAAGCUGUUGGAUGCUGAAGAUAUCGCCGUCGACCACCCCGACGAGAAGUCAAUCAUCACAUACGUGGUGACGUACUACCACUACUUCAGUAAGAUGAAGCAGGAGACGGUGCAGGGCAAGAGAAUCGGUAAGGUCGUCGGCAUCGCCAUGGAGAACGACAAGAUGAUGCAGGAGUACGAGUCGCUUACCAGCGAUCUCCUGCAAUGGAUCGAGCGUACUAUCGAAGCGCUCGGCGACCGAACAUUCGCGAACUCACUGGAGGGCGUCCGCCAGCAACUCAUACAGUUCGCCAACUACCGCACUGUGGAGAAACCACCUAAGUUUGUAGAGAAGGGUAACCUGGAAGUCCUUCUAUUCACUCUUCAGUCCCGUAUGCGCGCCGCCAACCAGAAGCCGUACACUCCUCGCGAGGGCAAGAUGAUCCACGACAUCAACCGCGCCUGGGAGAGGCUCGAGAAGUCAGAACACGAGAGGGAACUCGCACUCCGAGAGGAACUCAUCAGGCAGGAGAAACUUGAACAACUUGCUGCCAGAUUCAACCGCAAGGCUCAGAUGCGUGAGACAUGGUUGUCUGAGAACCAGCGUCUGGUCAGCCAGGACAACUUCGGCUUCGACCUGGCGGCAGUAGAGGCGGCCGCUAAGAAACAUGAGGCUAUCGAAACUGAUAUCUUCGCGUAUGAGGAACGUGUACAAGCUGUCGUUGCUGUAUGCUCUGAGUUGCAGGCUGAGAGAUACCACGACAUGGAGCGUGUAUGCGCGCGGCGCGACAAUGUCCUCCGUCUGUGGGCGUACCUGCUGGAACUACUGCGCGCCAGACGGGCACGGCUCGAGCUCAGUCUGCAGCUGCAACAGAACUUCCAGGAGAUGCUAUACAUCCUGGACUCCAUGGAGGAGAUCAAGAUGCGUCUGCUGACGGACGACUACGGCAAGCAUCUCAUGGGCGUCGAGGAUCUACUGCAGAAACAUGCGCUUGUAGAGGCUGACAUCAAUGUACUGGGAGAGAGGGUCAAGGUGGUAGUCGGCCAAUCCCAGCGCUUCCUGGAGCAGGAGGAAGGUGGUUACAGGCCGUGUGACCCCGCCAUCACAGUGGAACGUAUACAGCAACUCGAGAACGCGUACGCUGAACUCGUACACCUCGCCGUCGAACGCAGAAAGCGCCUGGAAGACAGCCGCAAGUUGUGGCAGUUCUACUGGGACAUGGCCGACGAAGAGAACUGGAUCAAGGAGAAGGAACAGAUCGUCUCCGUUGAUGACAUCGGACAUGAUCUUACUACCGUGUACCUCCUGAUCUCCAAACACAAGGCCCUGGAGGCGGACGUACAAGCUCACGAACCACAACUCAUGAGUGUCGCCGCGGUCGGAGACGAACUCAUCUCACAAGGACACUUCGGUGCUGACAGGAUACAGGACCGUCUCCGGGAUAUCCUGUCCCAAUGGAACCACCUAUUGGACCUGGUCUCCCUGCGUAAGAACCGCCUCGACGCGGCCGUACGCUACCAUCAACUCUUCGCUGAUGCUGAUGAUAUUGACAACUGGAUGCUGGAUACACUCAGGUUGGUGUCAUCUGAGGAUACCGGUGUUGACGAGGCUCAAGUACAGAGCUUGCUGAAGAAACAUAAGGACGUUACUGACGAACUCAAGAACUACGCCAAUGUUAUUCAGCAACUUAAACAACAGGCGGGCGCGCUGUCCCCGGUGGACGCGACGAGCGCGGAGGUGGUGUCCCGGCUGGGCGCGGUGGACGCGCGCCACGGCGAGCUGGCCGAGCUGGCGCGCCUGCGCAAGCAGCGCCUGCUGGACGCGCUCAGUCUCUUCAAGCUGCUCGCCGAGGCCGACGCCGCCGACCAAUGGAUCGCCGAGAAGGACCGCAUGCUCGACACCAUGCUGCCGCCCAAGGAUAUCGACGAUGUCGAGAUCAUGAAGCACAGAUACGACGGUUUCGACAAGGAGAUGAACGCCAACGCGUCUCGAGUGGCCGUAGUGAACCAACUGGCGCGCCAACUCAUCCACGUCGAGCACCCGCAGGCCGCGCGCAUACAGGACAGGCAGGCUGCACUCAACUCCGCCUGGAGCGCGCUCAGGGAGAAGGCGGAGGGCAAGAAGGACGAGCUGAAGUCCGCCCAGGGCGUGCAGACGUUCCACAUCGAGUGUCGCGAGACUGUCUCCUGGAUCGAGGACAAGAAGAGGAUCCUGCAACAGACAGACAACUUGGAGAUGGAUCUCAACGGUGUGAUGACCCUCCAGCGUCGCCUAUCAGGCAUGGAGCGCGACCUAGCCGCGAUCCAGGCGCGCAUCUCGUCCCUGGAGAGCGAGGCCAACGCCAUCGAGGGAGACCACCCAGAGGAGGCACAGCUCAUACGCGACCGUGUCACCAUGAUCACGGAGAACUGGGAACAACUUACGCAGAUGCUCAAAGAGCGCGAUGCCAAGUUGGAAGAGGCUGGCGACUUGCACCGCUUCCUCCGCUCCGUAGACCACUUCCAGGCCUGGCUCACCAAGACACAGACCGACGUCGCUUCCGAGGAUACGCCAUCAAACCUGGCGGAGGCAGAGAAGCUGCUGUCUCAGCACCAGACCAUCAAGGAGGAGAUCGACAACUACAAGGACGAGUACGCCAAGAUGAUGGAGUACGGAGAGAAGAUUACUGCCGAGCCGUCCACCCAAGACGACCCGCAGUACAUGUUCCUGCGCGAGCGCCUGAAGGCGCUGCGCGAGGGCUGGGCCGAGCUACAACAGAUGUGGGAGAACAGGCAACAACUGCUGGCACAGAGCCUCGAGCUGCAGCUGCUGCAGCGGGACGCGCGCCAGGCUGAGGUCCUACUGGCCCACCAGGAACACAGGUUAGGCAAGACCGAGCCGCCAACCAACUUGGAGCAGGCCGAGAAUAUGAUCAAGGAACACGAGGCUUUCCUUACCACCAUGGAGGCCAACGACGACAAGAUCAACUCCGUCGUACAGUUCGCCAACCGACUCGUCGAGGAGAGACACUUCGACGCCGACAAGAUCCAGCGCAAGGCUGAGAACAUCGACGCCAGGCGCAAUGCCAACCGGGAGAAGGCACUUCAGCAGAUGGAGAAACUCCAGGACCAACUACAGUUGCACCAAUUCCUGCAGGACUGCGACGAGCUCGGAGAGUGGGUGCAGGAGAAGAAUGUCACUGCACAGGACGACACAUACCGCUCUGCCAAGACCAUCCACUCCAAGUGGACCCGCCAUCAAGCUUUCGAAGCAGAAAUCGCGGCUAACAAGGAACGCCUGUUUGCCGUACAGAAUGCUGCUGAAGAGCUCAUGAAGCAGAAACCCGAAUUUGUCGAAAUCAUCUCCCCGAAAAUGUCCGAACUACAAGAUCAGUUUGAGAACCUGCAGACUACUACUAAGGAGAAGGGAGAACGCCUAUUUGACGCUAACCGCGAAGUUCUGCUGCAUCAGACUUGCGACGACAUCGACUCAUGGAUGAACGAACUCGAGAAACAAAUCGAGAACACCGACACCGGCACUGAUCUGGCAUCUGUGAACAUUCUCAUGCAGAAGCAACAGAUGAUCGAGACACAGAUGGCCGUUAAAGCCAAACAAGUCACCGAACUGGAGACUCAGGCUGAAUACUUGCAGAAGACCGUCCCGGACAAGAUGGACGAGAUCAAGGAGAAGAAGAAGUCGGUGGAGCAGCGGUUCGAGCAGUUGAAGGCGCCAUUGUUGGACCGCCAACGUCAACUGGCCAAGAAGAAGGAAGCCUUCCAGUUCCGCCGCGAUGUCGAGGAUGAGAAGCUCUGGGUGCACGAGAAGAUGCCACAGGCUACCACCACAGACUAUGGCAACUCCCUGUUCAUCGUGCAGAUGUUGCAGAAGAAGAACCAGUCGCUCAAGACUGAGACCGACAACCACGAGCCGAGGAUCCUGACUGUAAUCUCUAACGGACAGAAGCUGAUUGAUGAGGGACACGAGGAUACGCCCGAGUUCAAGCAGCUUAUUGAAGAACUUACCGCGAGGUGGCGAGAACUGAAGGAUGCCAUCGAAGAACGCAAGAACAAACUGUCCCAAUGGGAGAAGGCGCAGCAAUAUCUAUUCGACGCGAAUGAGGCGGAGGCGUGGAUGAGUGAACAAGAGCUGUACAUGAUGGUGGAGGACCGCGGCAAGGACGAGAUCUCCGCACAGAACUUGAUGAAGAAGCAUGAGAUACUGGAGCAGGCGGUCGAUGACUACGCGCAUACUAUCAGGCAGCUCGGAGAGACUGUACGACACCUUACUGCUGAUGAACAUCCGCUCAGCGAGCAGAUCUCAGUGAAGCAGUCGCAGGUGGACAAGCUAUACGCUGGUCUAAAAGAUCUGGCAGGCGAGAGACGCGCCAAGUUGGACGAGGCACUCCGACUCUUCCAGCUGUCCAGGGAGGUUGAUGACCUUGAGCAAUGGAUCACCGAGAGAGAACUUGUGGCUAGCUCACAAGAACUCGGACAGGACUACGACCAUGUCACCUUAUUAUGGGAGCGUUUCAAGGAAUUCGCCCGCGAAACUCAAGCGGUUGGAUCUGAGCGCGUGGCCACCGCGGAACGUAUCGCCGACCAGAUGAUCGCUAUGGGACACUCCGAUAACGCUACCAUCGCGCAGUGGAAGGAGGGACUCAAGGAGACCUGGCAGGAUCUGCUUGAGCUUAUUGAGACUAGGACACAGAUGUUGGCAGCGUCCCGCGAGCUCCACAAAUACUUCCACGACUGCAAGGACACGCUCCAACGUGUCAAUGAGAAGGCGCGCGGAGUCAGUGACGAACUGGGCAGGGAUGCCAUCAGUGUCGGAGCUCUGCAGAGGAAACACCAUAACUUCAUGCAGGACCUCAGCACACUGCACCAACAGGUGGAGGCCAUCCGCGCGGAGUGCGCGCGGCUGGGCGCGAUGUACGCGGGCGAGAAGGCGGCGGAGAUCACGCGGCGCGAGGCGGAGGUGCGCGAGGCGUGGGCCGCGCUGUCGGCGGCGUGCGGCGCGCGGGCCGCCAAGCUGGAGGACGCCGACCACCUGUACAGGUUCCUCAACCAGGUGCGCACGCUCACGCUCUGGAUGGACGACGUCGUGCGCCAGAUGAACACCGGGGAGAAACCGCGUGACGUCAGCGGCGUAGAACUCCUAAUGAACAACCACCAAUCUCUGAAGGCAGAGAUUGAUACCCGCGAGGACAAUUUUUCAGCUUGCAUCUCAUUGGGUCGCGAGCUAUUAGCACGACAACACUAUGCGUCCGCCGACAUUAAGGAGAAACUGCUGCAACUGACCAACCAACGCAACGCCUUGUUACGCCGCUGGGAAGAACGCUGGGAGAACCUUCAACUCAUCCUGGAGGUAUACCAGUUCGCCCGCGACGCCGCAGUGGCGGAGGCCUGGCUCAUAGCACAGGAGCCCUACCUAAUGUCACAAGAACUAGGUCAUACUAUCGACGAAGUAGAGUCUCUCAUCAAGAAACACGAGGCCUUCGAGAAGUCCGCCGCAGCACAAGAAGACCGCUUCUCAGCUCUACAGAGGCUCACAACCUUCGAAGUGAAAGAGAAGAAGCGAAGACAGGAGGCUGCCGAGGCUGCAGAGAGGGAGAAGAGAGAGCGCGAGGCUGCGGAGGCCGCGGCCGCCGCCGCCGCCGCGCAGGACGCCGUGGACCGCGCGCAGACUCCCGAGCAACUACCACAAGAGUUGGGCGAGCCGUCCCCCGCCACUCCCCCCGCCACCCCCGUGACCCCCGCGCCCCCGGUGGCCGUCGCUCUCACCGAGACCGACUCUCCGCCCCGACCCUCGACCUCAAAACAGACGCCCGCCAAACCUGCUCGCCUCUCCAAGGGCGCUAGUCCCGCGAGUGAGGACGAGGGCGUAGAGGGAACAUUGGUGCGCAAACACGAGUGGGAGUCCGCCGCCAAACGAGCUUCCAACAGAUCAUGGGACAAAGUGUACGUGGUGGCGAAGGACGGCCGCAUGGCGUUCUACAAGGACCAGAAGGCGUACAAGGCGUCACCCGAAGCGCACUGGCGCGGCGAGGCACCGCUCGACCUCAACGGCGCCGUCGUAGAGGUCGCCGCCAACUACACUAAGAAGAAGCAUGUGUUCCGUCUUAGACUGGGCAGCGGCGCGGAGUUCCUGCUGCAGGCGCACGACGAGGCGGAGAUGUCGUGGUGGCUGGAGGCGCUGCGCGCGCGCACGGCCGCGCCCGCGCCGCGCUCGCACACGCUGCCCGCGCCGCACAACGCCGAGCCCAAGCGACGCUCCUUCUUCACGCUCAAGAAAAACUAACCAGUUGAGGAGCGUGGCGAGGCGGCGCAAGUUUCCUCAGUACGCGGCGGCGCCCGGGUGUCUGGGCGCCGCGCAUUUCUCACGACGCUUGCAGCUGUAAGCUUUGCUAAUGACGAAAUAUGUCGACUCGCGGCACUAUCCACCGUCGACCGUUCAAUGUUAUUAUUAUUAUUUUUUGUUGCGUACGAAACGUUAUUUGAGACUGUUCGGUAUCUGAGUGUUCGAUCGUUCGCCCUCGUAAACCGUAUUUAUUGUUCGAUAUUCGUAUCGAAGAUUGAAGAUAUUAUAGUAGAUUUUAUCCAGGUAUGUACGAUCCCACCCCUCGAAAGUGUAAUUGUUAUGAUAUGAAACGAUUAUGAUUAAAUGAAAUAAAUACAUAUUAUUAUUAUAAAAUUCUAAAUGCGUCGCUAUUUAUACAUAGAUGAUUUAGUGUUUAAAUUCAGAUUGAGAAUAUAUAUAUUUUAAUUAUUUAUAUUUAAAAGAUAUGAAGCUAGUGUAAUGUAAAUUCAGUUGAACUAGAAAUGUAUGUCGUGCGAUUUAUUAAAGAUUCAAUUUAAAUGAUUAAAAAGUUUUAAACUAUUAUUGACCAAUGUAAAACCAAUUGACGGAAUUUGACUAUCGCAUUUGAUAAUGUUUAACUUAGCUAAGACGGAUGAUUGUAACCGCAUUUACAUUCAAUAGACGAUUUCCCAGUGGAUUGACGUUAUACUAAUAAAUUACAUCGUGAGCUUUGCUUCGUCGGAGCAUCGCGCGAUAACAUAACGUAAGCUACGUACAUAAAUUGUAUUAGAUGUAAUUUGAUUAUAAAGUGUCUUCUCCCGGCGCGGGGUCGCCGCGGUCCGCCAGCUGAAGCCGCAUUUAUAAUAAUUAUCAGAUUUCUUGUUAGUCGGCCGUCGCUAGAGGCGGCCGAGUAGACGAUAGUAUAGUACAGCGUAGCGCGGCGGGCGGCGGCGGCCCGCGCCAUUAGUAUCCAACUUGUAAGUAUGCUUGAUCGCCUCAUAAGUGCUUCUAUAAAAUGACGUAUUUCUAUUAAACAUUCAUUUUGUAAUAAUUAUUUUUACUGCCAAUUUUCACAAAUUGUUAAUUUUUAUAAGUAAUAUAACAAAAUUUCACAUUUCAUAAUAUUACGUACACACAUUUUUAGUUCUAAUCGUGUUACGGUUAUUGUAUAUUUGGCGAGUGUGGCGGUGGCGAUGCUGUGUGUCGCCCUCUACUGCCACACUGAUCACUGCAUGUUUCGUAAACCUAUGUUUAUACUUAUUUUAUUUUAAAGAACUUCUUUAUUGAUGAGAAUAUAAAAUAAAUGAUGUUUUCAAAUAC
Spodoptera littoralis (African cotton leafworm) is the source of this 8681-nucleotide messenger RNA. NCBI's taxonomy places the organism in Eukaryota, Metazoa, Arthropoda, Insecta, Lepidoptera, Noctuidae. The record is from the annotation of a GenBank genome assembly.